AUGGCGCUCUCACUUCGCGUUCGCCGGCAUCGCUCGUCUUUGGAAGGAGUUAUUGUUCCUUCCUCACAGCCUUUGGCCCUGGAGGAACGGGAUCUUGCAACCCGCAUUUUCGACGAGAUUAUGUUGCAAUUUGAGCCUUCUCAGCCAACUGACAGCGGCUAUUAUCCGGUGACUCUGAUCAGACUCAUGAGUGUCGAGAUUUCUGAGAGAGACGAAUUUUUGAGCUUCUUCUUCUCUUUUAUCCAUCAAGACUUACUUGACGAGGAUGAUGGGCGAACUGGUCUCGGCCAGGUUUUAUCAACCCUUGCUCCUUUCCCUCACUUGCCAUCUGAACAAACAGACGCUUUAAAGGAAAGUCUUGUUGCAUUUGCGAAAUACUUGGUGGAUAAUUUUUUCUUGCCCUUAAAAGCGUCGGCAGGUAGAACUCCUCAACCUACCCCAGCUCUUUCCCGGUCGACAACAUCCGAAGUUGCCAUUGGAACUCCUCAACGGGUCUCGAACCUGCGCAAAUCCUGUCUCAUUCGUGACCGGUACCGAUGUGUCAUUACUCGGAGGUUUGACGCCCAAGAAGCGCAAACCCGAUACAAGAGGGAUGGACGCGAUGUGAAGGAUGAUGAUGGCAAGUCACUGCUUCCGGAACGUGACACCAUGGCCUACUUGGAAGUCGCCCAUAUAAUACCCCACUCGCUCAAGUCAUUCACGGGCGACGGAGGCGAUAGGAAACUUAUUGCCCACAGAGUCCUAACGAUGUUCAACCCUGGCGCCAUUCACUUGAUUGAUGGCGUUGAUAUUGAUCGACCAAUGAACGCGCUCACCCUAACGCAUGAUCUUCAUAGGCUAUUUGGUAACUUUGAAAUCGCCUUCGAACCGGUUGGUACCCAGCCGCAUACCUACAAAGUUGACUACGUAGAGUCGGAUCGCAUGGGUCGCGUUGAAAAGCUCCCCGUCACCGUUAGCCUUUUCCUCACGCCCGAUCGAAGUGUAGAUCCGCCUUCUCCUCAACUUCUCGCAAUCCAUAGUGCUAUCGGACGUAUCCUUCAUCUCAGCGCUGCUGGUGAAUAUAUUAAUGAUUAUAUUCGGGAUUUAGAGGAGAUGAAGGGUGGUGAAGUGAUGCAAAACGGAUCUACACGUCUCCAUGAUUAUGUUUGGUUCAGGCUCAGGGAGACGUCUGUUUACUAG
Aspergillus clavatus NRRL 1 is the source of this 1179-nucleotide messenger RNA. Its product is annotated as HNH endonuclease signature motif containing protein. The transcript has 3 exons. The coding region runs from base 1 to 1179 and encodes 392 amino acids. The record is from RefSeq and is a predicted model, not a curated record. NCBI's taxonomy places the organism in Eukaryota, Fungi, Ascomycota, Eurotiomycetes, Eurotiales, Aspergillaceae.